Molecule: messenger RNA, 540 nt
Organism: Fasciola hepatica (liver fluke)
Lineage: Eukaryota; Metazoa; Platyhelminthes; Trematoda; Plagiorchiida; Fasciolidae
Source: the annotation of a GenBank genome assembly
AUGUCGUCUAUUCGUCCUAUUGAUGCUUGUGAACGUAGCAAAAUAUUGGUCAAACAACUUCGGGAGAGCUUGGCCUGGGAUUAUUUCACGAGUGACUUGGAAAUUCCUCAAGGAUAUUUGGAAUCUCAACCGGGCAAUGGAUGCUUAGCAAAUUUUUACCCUUUUCUAUCUACUCAAACAGCAGAUGGGUUGUCUAUUCAAAGAUCGGGACCGCUUUUACUGGCAGACGUGAAAGGUAUAGCGAGUGAGAUAGAAACAUCUGGUGAACUCUGGGAGGAACGAGACAAUCAGUCCUUCAUCCAAAUAAUUAUCAUAUCUAAAUUGUAUUACCCACGUAUACCGUUCCCUGUGCGAAGUGGCUGGAUUGAAAAUACGACCAAUUUAUUCAAAAUGGGCCAAACCCUAUGCGCAGAAGAGCAACUACCCGGACAAUCGGAAUACGUUUGUGUCCAAACUAUUCGUUUUAUACUGAAAGGAAAGCCAAAUCAUACUGGUUUGUUCGUAAAAAUGCCUUUGUGUCAAACUUUGGUGGACACCUAA